Paraglomus occultum is the source of this 1779-nucleotide messenger RNA. NCBI's taxonomy places the organism in Eukaryota, Fungi, Glomeromycota, Glomeromycetes, Paraglomerales, Paraglomeraceae. The record is from the annotation of a GenBank genome assembly.
AUGCUUACGACAACCGGUCUUUCCCUCGCAACCCGUAAAAAUAUUCGUGACGAGUUCCAGAAUAAAAUUCCUGAACUGCAGAAAACUCUGAAUAAACUAACAGGGAGCGAUUAUGAAUUUCACGUCGAUUUUGCUACAUUACACGACGAAUCCGCUAGAGCCAACUCUGCUCAGGCUCAAUGGUACAAAUCUAGUAUGGGCCAGAUUGCUUAUCAAUACUUCGAAUCUCUUGUGGGCAACAUUAAACGUGUCGCGGAGAACGACGAUCUCGUCCGUAGCGAUUUUAUAAAAGUCACAAGCAAGCGUGAAAUUCAUUUAGUCAAUGAUAGCGAGAUCAGUGGGGACAACGAUUUAGAAAUUGUCGACGGGGUAAUUUACAUAAAGGUGCGUCCGGGUCAUCUUGGCUACAACGCAUCGGUUGGUUAUUACAUCCUUAACUAUGUGAAGGCCGACGACGAAGUCUUACCCUUGCGUACAAAGAUAAAUAUUCGGGAUGGAUGGGAAUUGAAGGUCCCUGGUGUCAAGAAAACUUUAAAGAAGGUUCUUGGCGAAGACUACGACUUUGUUGUUAACUUCGACGAAAUUUAUACCCAGGCUAUUAAAGAGAGACCUGACUAUUUGGAUUGGUUUUCUUCCAGUUUAGGAGAUAUUGUUUACGGAUAUUUCGAUUCUCUGAAAGGUUACAUUGAAAGAUACGCAGAGAAGGACGAAUUAGUUCGAAACGAAUUGCUUAAACUGACAACGACCAGAAAGAUCCACCUUGUUUACGAUAGCGAUUUGGAGACCAAUGAACUUCUUGAAGUCAAAGAUGAUGCAUUUUGGAUAAAGACAAGACCAAAGGACUUUGGUUCAAGCACCAGCAUCGGAUAUUAUUUGGUUGAUCGUGUAAAGGACCCGGAUUCUGCCUUGCCACUUCGAACCAAGGUGGAUGUUCGUGACGAAUGGGAACUCAAAGUCCCAGCGUUGAAGAAACGGCUAAAAUCAUCGCUUGGCGAAGAUUAUGGAUUUGAGGUUGACUUGGAUGAGAUUUACUCGCAAAUCAUCAAAGCUAAUAAAAGUCAACAUGAUUGGUAUACGAGAAGUUUAGGGUCUAUUACCUGCAGUUAUUUUGAUUCACUCGUUUCCAAUAUUGAGAAAACUGCGUCAGAUGAUUUGGCACGCAACGAGUUCCUUGAAGCAACUUCGUCACGUACAUUUCAUCUUGUGCUCGAUACGGAAGUGGCGAGCUACAAUGAUGUCGAAAUCGAGAAUGGUGAUCUCUACAUCAAGGUCGAGCCCAAGAACUUUGGGUACAACGUAUACGUUGGAUCCGAAAUUUCCAAAAAGAUUAAAGCUCCCGGAUCAGCGUUUCCACUUGAGACGAAGCUUAAUGUUCGCAAUGAAUGGGAACUUAAGAUUCCCGCUCUUAAAAAAAAGCUUAAGGAAGCAGUCGGUGAAGACUAUGAGUUUGUUGUCAAUUUUGAAGAACUGCUUAACGUUGGUAUAGCGAAAAACGACAGUGACGCCAGUUGGUUGAAGAGGUCUUUGGGAGAAAUCGUUUACCAAUACUAUGGCGCUCUAAUUGAAAAUGUAGUUAAGGUUGCAAAGGAUGAUGAUCUCGUGCGAGAAGGUUUCCUUGAAGUGACUGGAGAAAAGAAAAUUCACCUGGUCUAUGAUUCGGAUUGUGAAAAUAAUUGUGAUCUGCAGGUGGUUAAUGAUGCGAUUUACAUAAAGGUUAAACCCGGAAGCCUUGGCAGAGAUAGUUACUAUGUUGGACAUAACAUUGUUGAUAUAUUGUAA